CUCCGCCUCUACAACACCCAGUUUACAGACUUUGGGAAAUGUGUGGCUGUUGUAAGUGCAUCCUUUGAAAAAGGCUAAAUUUUAGACCACAUUAACUGAAGUUCAUCUUUAGGCUUUUAUGGUGUUGAAGACACGUCCUUGUUCUGAAUUAACCCACGGAGUCCGGGGACUAUUUGCUCCAGCGGCAACACGUGGAUUCAUCGCAAUUAGGAAAAGCUUCAUAUUUUCCAGGUUAAACGGAGGAACGGAAGCAGUCGAGGAGUUUAUAGAUACCACUACACGCCCAGCUCAAAGUCAACUGUGUACAAUAUGGAGUACCUGCCGGAUAAAAACUCCAGUUAUAAAGACGUUGAGUACUGGGAUGAGAGGUACAGGACGGAGCAGCACUAUGACUGGUUGGGUAGUUUCUCCAACUUUCAGCACCUUCUGGAGAAAAACAUCAAGAAAGAAGAUUCUAUUCUCAUAUUGGGUUGUGGAAACAGCAAUUUGAGUGGAGACAUGUACAGUGCUGGUUACCAUGCGAUCACCAACAUGGAUUACUCCUCUGUUUGCAUCAGCGUCAUGAGUGCCAGGUACAGCAGCUGUCCUGGUAUGACCUGGCACCAGAUGGACGUGCGCCAGCUCUCCUUCUCCGAUGCAUCCUUUGAUGUUAUCCUUGAGAAGGCGACGCUGGAUGCCAUCAUGGUUGAGGAGAAGUCGCCGUGGGAGGUGUCUCCUGAAACUUCCUCUUUCAUUCAUCAAGCUCUCACAGAGAUAAGUCGCUGCUUGAAACCCGGAGGCCGAUUCAUCUCUAUUACAUUCGCCCAGCCCUUCUUCAGGAAACGCCUCUACGCCCGCACGGAGUACAACUGGUCAGUCAGACAUGGCAGUUACGGAGAGGGCUUUGAAUAUUUUGUUUAUGUAAUGACCAAAGGAGAGCAGCUCAGCCCAGAAGAUGCAGCUCUGGAAAAGAAGCUCCUGGAGGAACCUAAAUCCCAACCAUCCGGCAUUCCCACCCGACAAAAUGAAGAGAAUAAUGAUUUCCUGUGCAAUAUUACCUUGUGAUGUUGCUGGAAUGUAGACAGUCUGAUCUAUAGCUAUUAUGUCUUAGCCUUCAGAAGCAGACGUUUUGGCAAAGAGACAGAUUAUAAUUUUCAGCCUUUAAAAAUGAUUUAAACUGAAUUUUAUCUUAUUUUUUAGUACUGCAACAUUUUAGAUUUUGUGAACUUAAUAAAUACUAUUGCUACUAAAAAA
This is a messenger RNA of Girardinichthys multiradiatus, 1233 nucleotides long. It is a transcript of the gene ece2a, whose product is annotated as endothelin converting enzyme 2a. The record is from RefSeq and is a predicted model, not a curated record. NCBI's taxonomy places the organism in Eukaryota, Metazoa, Chordata, Actinopteri, Cyprinodontiformes, Goodeidae. Bases 310 to 1044 code for a protein of 244 amino acids. The transcript is spliced from 4 exons. Gene Ontology annotation, molecular function: S-adenosylmethionine-dependent methyltransferase activity.